AUGGGUAGCAAACUUUCACCGCUCCUAGCAAACGUCUUCAUGAGUGACUUCGAGGUUGAGAUUGCAAAAGAUAAACUUUUCCCUCGAACAUGGAUACGAUAUGUUGAUGAUAUUUUCGCAUCGGUGAAGGAACGUUACCUAGACCGAACGCUUGCCAUGCUAAACUCUCGACACGAUUCUAUUACAUUCACUUGUGAAAAAGAACAAGAUGGAAAAUUGCCUUUUCUGGAUUUAGAGAUCACCAGAAAAGAAGACAACACUUUAAAAUUUGGAAUCCACCGUAAACCAACUUCCACUAACCGCUUCAUAACAAGCGAUUCCAACCAUUUUGGUGGACAAAAACAAGCCGCCUUCCACUCCAUGGCACACCGCCUUUACAAUGUCCCCAUGGAAAAAGAAGAGUUUUCCAAGGAGAAAGAACAGAUUUACAAAGCGGCUACAGUAAAUGGUUAUGGAAAGGAAUUUGUCGAGAAGAUUUUCCGAAAACACAAACGCAAGAAAUACACACGAGACAUCACAACACUACAACCGGAGAUAGACGACAUAAAAAGAAUAACUCUACCUUUUUACCCCAAAAUCACGAACCCCAUCAAAAACACGCUCAAACGGCAAGGACUACACAUAGUGUACAAAAGUGGGAAUACACUCCGUGAUUUAUUGUGUAACCUCAAGGACAAGAUUCCUCCCGAUGAGAAAUCCGGGAUCUACGAAAUACCGUGCCUAGAUUGCCCCGCUGUAUACAUCGGGCAAACUCGCAGGAAAAUAAAGGUACGCAUAAGGGAGUAUAAAACAGCGGUGGAGAACAACAAAUCGAACGAAUCAGCAGUAGCGGCACACACCACCAGCCUCGACCAUAAAAUCGAUUGGACGAAAGCAAAGCUGAUUAAAUAUGUCAAAAAUUCGUCACAACUUAACGCAUGGGAAUCAAUGUUCAUCAGUAACUCCCAGAAGCCGCUGAUGAAUGAAGACGAUCCACCCAUCACAUCGUGCUUGUACAACUUGACGGAGCUGAGAAUUCAGUGA
Molecule: messenger RNA, 1023 nt
Organism: Toxorhynchites rutilus septentrionalis
Lineage: Eukaryota; Metazoa; Arthropoda; Insecta; Diptera; Culicidae
Exons: 1
Coding region: 1-1023 (340 amino acids)
Source: RefSeq, a predicted model, not a curated record